CAUGGUAAUGUGGGAUAAAUAUAUCAUUUCAUUAUUAGUUUUUUUGUUUUUAAGAAACACCUGUGCUAAUCAUAUUUCAGUUCAGGAUGAACGUAGUUUGCCUAGAAUGUAUGAGAUGGAUAAUUAUGAGCGAUGUAAAAAGAUGCAGGGCAGAUAUUGUAGAGUUGAUAUCCACUUAAGUCCGCUAGAAAUUAAUUCUACAUUAGCAAGGGAAAUUAAGAAGAGUAUAGAGGAUAGAAAUAAAUACGAUAGGUCUAAUUUCCAUAGAUUAAUAUGUGUACCUCCAAAUAUUAUUGACUCCAACCUAAUAAAAGAAUAUGCGUCAAAAGCAGCUCAAGAGUAUUUUAACGACAUAAGUGCAAAUUUGGAUAUAAUAGAUAUUCGCUGCGAACCCAACAAAAAGUUUGAAAAAUUUGAUUUAAUUGUCUGUUUAUUGUUAAUCGGUUAUUUUGUACUCGUAAUUAUCGCCAGCCUAUACGAUGCACAAAGAGAAAGACGUGCGGAAAAUUCAAAGCAAGAGGAUUGGUUUCUAACGUUUUCGAUUUUUGAAAACUGGAAAAAAAUUAAUGCAAAAAACUCAAACCCAGAUUACCAGAAAUUAAAAUCUAUACAGGGUAUUCGUUUCUUUAAUACGGUGAUGAUGAUCGCAUGGCAUACGAAGAACAGUUUUGUUUUGGCGUAUAUCGAUGAUGUUUCAACAUGGGAAAACAUACUUGCAAAUCCGCUGAUGUUAUUCAGUAUGCAUUUAGAUCUCUUGAUAGUUCAGACGUAUUAUAUGAUAUCCUCCCUUCUCUUGACCAAUCAAAUACACGAAAUUUAUAAAAAUCAAGGGUAUUUUUCACUUCGUCAUUGUGUAAUAUUGUAUAUUAAUAGAAUGUUUAGAUUCCUGCCAACAAUAUUGAUACAAAUUCUGGUAUCAACUUCCUUAGCUAAGUUUUGGUGUAGUCCCCACACCAUGGAAAGUUUCUUUCUAAUUUUUGAUAACUGUUUAAAUGCGUGGUGGGCUACUUUAUUCCAUUUUAACUAUAUCUUGCCUUUCCAUAAAAUGUGCCAACCUGGUACGUGGUAUUUAUCGGUAGAUACUUGUCUUUUCAUAUCCACGUUGAUGACCAUGUAUAUUGCACUGAAGUACUCUAUAAAUAUUAGAAAAUUAUCAACAGCAGCAUUUUUCAGUUUUGUUGGCAUUUACGGCAUCGUUAUUCAUGUGAAUAAUUUGGAUACAAUGUACAAGGCAUAUCCGAAGUUAUUUAAAAAAUUAUUGACUGCUCCGGAGUUUAACACUUUAUAUAUAAAUCCCUUCUCGAACUGGUCGACAAGUUUUUUAGGGAUCGGUCUUGGAUCAAUUUACCAUAACACGAAAAAUUUAAAAAGUAUAAGUAUUCCAGAGUGGCAUCGAUGGUUGGCGUGGACCGUGUUCUUCACAGUACCAAUUGCGAUUGUAUACAUUACGACUGUCGAAUUUGAAGGCAUGUCAAGGGCUAUUCUAGGGGCCUUGCUAAAACCUAUGUUUGCGCUGCCAUUCGGCAUUGGAAUUUUAUUGAUGUCUAGAGGCUACGGAGGAGCAAUCAAGAGACUUUGUGAGGUUGAGUUUGCGGUUAACAUGAGUAACUUUACAUACUGCACCUACGUUUUCCACUUUGGUUUGGUGUUUGGUCGAGGUUUAUUUACUUACGAAUUGUUUCACGUAACUCCAUUGCACUUUAUAUUGUGGACGAUAAGUGAUAUCUUCUUUUCGUUUGUUAUCGGAAUCUUAACAACGGUGUUAUUUGAACAGCCUGGAUUUACAUUGCAGAAGAAGUUCGUGCCCCAAAUACAGAAAAAUAAGAAAAGAGUAUAGCAAAAUAAUGUGCUCUUUUUAAGCGUGCUCAGAAAACUAUGUCACCUGUAGGCUUCAUAAUGUGCUAUUAAAUUUGAGGUUUAAUUUAUGGAAUUACAAUUUCCAAUA
This is a messenger RNA of Cylas formicarius (sweet potato weevil), 1945 nucleotides long. Its product is annotated as O-acyltransferase like protein-like. The record is from RefSeq and is a predicted model, not a curated record. Bases 2 to 1837 code for a protein of 611 amino acids. Lineage: Eukaryota; Metazoa; Arthropoda; Insecta; Coleoptera; Brentidae. The transcript is spliced from 12 exons.